Messenger RNA from Cornus florida, 609 nucleotides. RefSeq names its product protein FAR1-RELATED SEQUENCE 5-like. Lineage: Eukaryota; Viridiplantae; Streptophyta; Magnoliopsida; Cornales; Cornaceae. Gene Ontology annotation, biological process: regulation of DNA-templated transcription. The coding region runs from base 1 to 609 and encodes 202 amino acids. The record is from RefSeq and is a predicted model, not a curated record. The transcript is spliced from 2 exons.
AUGGAAGAGGUAUUAAAUAACAUCGAAGACACCACAUAUACAGAAAACGCUCCUAUUGCAGGGGCAGGUGUCGUAGAAUGGAAACCAAGAAUAGGUAUGAAGUUUGAAAUUGAAGAAGAGGCAUAUGAUUUCUAUAAUUCAUAUGCUGGUCGAGUUGGUUUUAGCAUCCACAAAGAGUAUUUUAAUAAGAGCAAGAAGACUGGUAAACUGUCAUCGAGAUUGUUAACAUGCUGCAAGGAGGGUUUCAGGGGUGACGACAUUCGGGACAGAAUAAGCCCUUACAAUUCAUAUGAGUUGAUGGGAAGGCAAACUGGUGGAAAACAAUCAGUCGGGUACAUGAAGUUGGAUUUACUAAACCAUAUAAGGACCCGAAGACAAACUGAGCUCGAAUAUAGAGAGGCAGCAUGGCUAAUGAAUUAUUUUGAGACUCAGUCUUGUGAAGAUCCAUCUUUCUUUUAUGCAUUCCAAUUGGAUAGUGAUCAAAUGAUCACUAACAUAUUCUGGGAUGAUUCAAAAAUGAUAGUUGAUUAUUACAAUUUUGGAGAUGUUGUAAGUUUUGACACAACAUACAAAGUUGUACAUGGCAACUGUCCAGUUUCUUGGGGUUGA